GACUCGCCGGUGUCAAGCUGGUCACAUGAAAGUGCCGCAGUUUGGACAGGACAUGAGCAUAAAAACAAAUUAAUUCAUUCAUUUUUAUUUUUUAAUUGUAACUCUAUUAAUCUGAGAAGAAAGAUUUUCAGUUCUCAAUGGGAGAAUUAUCCCGGAUCUGCACGAGGCUCUUACUUCAGCUCGGGAUAAUUGUAAUUUUCUGUUUAAGUCUCAGCGAAAGCAGCUCAGGUUCCAUUACACUCCAAAACCCUCAUGAAACUCCAGUAUCCAUCCACCCGCUGUGGGUCCAUUACUCCUGCAGCGAAGUCUCGGUGGUCCACCUGCAGGUUUUUGUCUCUUUCGUCUCCGGAAGCACGUCAGUGCUCUUCCAGCGUCAAUGGGAAUGUUCUCCUGGUGCCCACAGAACACAGGUUGUGAAGAUGCAUCUUCCUGACUGGUUGGUUUAUCAGCCUGACUGGAGGAUAGAGAUGUCUGACUGGGUGCUUAGCUGUUUUGUCCGUGUUUGGAUGAGCAGCGGUGAAUCAUCCGAAUCUGAGUCUGAGCCGGGCCGAGAGUCUCUGGCCAGCGCAGUGGAAACUUUCACCGUCCUCAAUCCUCUGAGUCGGAUGUUUAAGGAGCACCUGCUGUGUCCUAGCUGGGAGACAGAGAUGCUUUGGAAAGCUCGCAGGUGGAAAUCCGAGUGUCCAGUGGAAAACGAAGUCUUCACUUUGUUGUCCUCGCUCUACGGGUCCACUGGGGAGAACUUUGGCAUCACCAGAACCCUCGAUCCGUUCACCAACAGAUUGCUGGAAGGAAGACGUCUCAAAGCCGUUACAUAUCCAUGGUGUGGCUUCUCUCUUUGGGUUUUUUUAGACCAACCUUGUAAAGAACAUCUGUGUGGGAUUUUACAUCACCUAGACACUCAGGAGGAUUACGUCAGUCCUUCGUUGUUUCUCGCUCAUACAGGUCACCUCCAUGUCCAGCUGGAAUUAGAGAGCGGUUCGCAGUCAGCGUUUCUGUCUUCCUUCACACUUCCUUUACACCAGUGGUGCUUUCUGAAUCUGGAGCUGACAGGAAGAACGGGGGAAAUUACAGCUGCAUGUAUCGAGGGAGAUGAACAACCAGUUAUCAAGUCCUCAGAAUACACGUUCAGGACGGCACUAAAGAUGGAUGAUACAGAUGGAUAUUUUGUGGUCGGUGGAGGUAAAUUUAUAAGAGGCAUUGAAGGCUUUUAUGGUCCAGUGACAUAUUACAGAACCAGAACUCCAUCUUUUAACCUGUCUGAGCUCCAGCUUCCUCAGUCACUUCGUAUGGUGAAUAUACCUGGAUGGUUUCAAUCCUGUCAGCAGUUUCGGUCUGAACUUGAACACAAAAUAUAUGAGUAUUCACGUGAAAUUGCUGCAAAGACACCAGAAGAGAGAUGUGUGGAUGUAUACACAGAGCUGAGACUGAAAACCAAUCCAGCAUCCUCAAGGACACAGUGCAGCUCUGAUAAAGCAUUACACUGUCCUCAGAGACGCCCGGUGGCUCGGCUGGUCCAGAAAAUAAUCAGCAAAUAUGGCUUUGCGAGUCCAGCAUCUGUUGGCCGAGCUUUAUAUGCUGGCGUGCUGCGUAUGAUGGAGAGAGAAGAGAGUGUGAAGAUAGUAAGCAGCCUGAUGCCUUCUCUAUUACAAGCAGGGUGUUUAGGAGAAAACCGAGCUCUCCAUCUCGCUUCUGUGCUCUACAGCAGUGGACUUGGUGUUAAGAAGCAGCCCUACAAGGCCUGGAUGCUGUCAUUAUUGGGAGCUCAGAAGGACUGGAGGCUGGCUCUCCUCCGGCUGGGGCACCUGCACCAUGUUGGUGGUCAGGGCGUGGCAGCAGACCCUGACCUAUCCUACGCCUAUUAUUCUAACAUCGCCAGGCAAACCUCAGCUGACCGUCUUAAGCCAUCUUCACAACAGACGUUUGUCGAGCCAAUACACCUCCAUGACGAGGAAAUCCUGAAAGCCCAAACCAACAAGGAUGAUGACAUCUUUCAGUGGCUCAAACUCCAGGCACGGAAUGGUGCAGCAGAUGCAGAGCGAGCAGUGGCUCGGAUGCUCUUCUGGGGUCAGCAAGGCGUAAGUCCAGAUAUCCAGACGGCAGUGAGACACUACGAGAGAGGAGCCACCAAAUUACAGGAUCCCGUUUCUAUGUACGACUACGCCAUCGUACUGCUCACGGGCCAAGGAGUUCCACAAGAUGUGCCAAAAGCUGUCACUUUCCUGAAAAAAGCAAUGGAACAGGGCUUCACUCCAGCCAUCACGGCUCUGGGGUGGUACUACGAGCAGUUUGAGAAGAACUACAAGCGAGCAGUGGAGCUCUGGGAACAGGCUGAUCAGCUGGAGCAUCCAGACGCUGCGAUGAAUCUAGGAGUCUUUCACUCGCAAGGCCUUUAUCCUGGACAACAAGCUGAUAAAGUUAAGGCGUAUAAGUACUUUCUGAAAUCGGCCCAGAGAGGUCACAUAAACGGGGGCAUCGAACUCGCUGAAAUUUGGAGUCGAGGUAUUCCUGGAUAUGUGAUGCGACAUCCAUCAGACGCUGUUCUCUGGGUGAAAUGGGCAUCGGAGCAGAAUGGAUAUCUUGGAACAGCCUUGAGGAAAGGCCUGAAUGCUUAUCUUAAGGGGAAAUGGUUCAUGGCAUUGCUUCAUUACCUGAUAUGUGCCGAGUGCGGAUUUGAAGCAGCUCAGUUUAACGUAGCGUUUCUGUGUGAACACAGUCCUCAUGGAUCCUUAAAUCCAGCAUUUAUGAGUGAGUGUAUGUUACGAUACUACAAUCUCUCCAUUCAGAGCCAAGAUCCUUCACCGUACGCGUUGGUUAAAAUGGGAGACCUCUUCUACGAGGAGCACACCCGAGGCAGCAGAGAUCUUUCCGAUGUAGUUGAGAUGUACAAAAAGGCAGCGCUCAAAAAUGACCCACAGGGCUGGUACAGUCUGGGGCUGCUCAUACAGGAAGGUCACAGAUUACCAGCUGCAGUACUCUCUGAACUAAAGCUGCUACAACAUUAUUUUGCAGAUAAAUACACCCUUCUUACCAGCCUGUACCACAGAUGUCGAGACUCUAACAGUGAUGAAGCGUACCUCCCCUGUACUCUUGCUCUUCUUGCUACACACUUAGUCUCCAUACACACACUUGGACCUACUACUGUGAAGCUCCUGAGCGCCAUGGUGGUUGCUGUCGCUACUCUCUCCUUUUUCAAACUCAUCCCUGUCAUCCUUCGUCAGAGGUCAGUAUCAAGCCAGCAGAGCUCCGGAUCAUCAGAGAACACCGAGGCACCAGAACGGGACGAGACUCCAGGAUGAGUAGCCUGAGUAACACUCAGUGGGUCGGUUUAUGACUAACCAUAUGGAGAAAGAGAAAACAAGAGGAUUUUAUUUCAUCACGGUUUGAAAGACAUUUAGGAAUAUCAUUUCAUUUCUCAGCUUGAAACUAUUUAUAGACCUACCUUAUUGGUUUUGUUGUCAAGUACCGGACCUAAAGCACCUUGUGGGUAUGUUGUUGUAGGAAAAUAACAUAUUAUGUUUUUUUUUUAUCCUUUAAUAGUUACAUCCAUUUAAAUAAAAUAGUCCCUGUUAUCACUUACAUUACAGCAAAUAACAAUAAACAAUCAUUCUGACCAACAGAAACAGAUUUAAUAACUAAGAAAUCCUUCCUUUCCAUUCCUGUGCCAGAGUUUCACAUAUCCAGGCCUUCUUAACUAAACAAAAGAGCUAAUUAUAGUGAUUUGCUAAGAAAUAUACACAGCUGCACUUUACAUAAUUAACACAAACUGCACAAUAAAAGACCUGCUUUGUACACAUUUUCUCAUCAGUAAACAUUCUGUACAGGAGGAUGGAGAUGAGGAUUACUCAGUGAUGUUUGUUAGACAGGUUUAGUUUUGCACAUGCCCUGAAUGUUUAAGGAGUGUGUGUGUGUGUGCUUUCUGAUCUGCUGGUGGGAUUAACUGCAACUGAGCUGCAUCUGUAGGAUUGAGGAAACUUGAAAAGCACAGAAAACUGAAGGACAUUCAAGCAUGAGGUGAAGAGUCUACCGAAAAGGGCCUAUUUUUAAUUUGCUUUAAUAAGUUCAUAAUAAUGCGAUUUGACAGAAUUCAUGUUUACAAGAGUUUGAAAACUAUCUCUCUUUGUUGAGUCUGUCCUUGAUUUUACAUGCUCAUGUUGUACAGAAAAUGUGUGAUCAUCAACUCUGGCUCUUAAUCUAACCUUAAACUUAAACACAAUCAUUUUUCAUACAAUUUGAAUUGUUCGAUUGUUAAAAAUGUAGGAAAUGAGUCGAUUUUGGCUUUUCACCGGAAGUCUGACAGCAACUAAGUACAUUCAAUGAGACAAUGCUAACUGCAUAUACAAGGAGACAAAACGGUACAACAGUAAAAUUUAAUUAGAUUUUUGCUCUCCUGACCUAAUGUAUCCAUCCAUGUUUUAUAUAUUAGAUGUGUCUAUGAUUACUAGAAAUUGGACACUCAAUAUUA
Hemibagrus wyckioides is the source of this 4465-nucleotide messenger RNA. RefSeq names its product protein sel-1 homolog 3. Lineage: Eukaryota; Metazoa; Chordata; Actinopteri; Siluriformes; Bagridae. The transcript is spliced from 23 exons. Bases 138 to 3299 code for a protein of 1053 amino acids. Gene Ontology annotation, molecular function: protein binding. The record is from RefSeq and is a predicted model, not a curated record.